Messenger RNA from Clupea harengus (Atlantic herring), 2072 nucleotides. It is a transcript of the gene erh, whose product is annotated as ERH mRNA splicing and mitosis factor. The record is from RefSeq and is a predicted model, not a curated record. NCBI's taxonomy places the organism in Eukaryota, Metazoa, Chordata, Actinopteri, Clupeiformes, Clupeidae.
GGAAGUACUUGUGAAAGUUUUUGCCUUCCUGGUGACAAUUUGUUGGCAUUUCUUCCAUUGAGUUUUUUAGCCAGCUGCAAAUUGGAACGAUCAAUUUCGUUUCAAUCUUAAUCUGACAACACCACAGCCAUGUCUCACACCAUCCUGCUUGUUCAACCCACAAAAAGACCAGAGGGGAGGACAUAUGCAGACUAUGAGUCAGUUAAUGAAUGCAUGGAGGGUGUGUGUAAGAUGUACGAGGAGCAUUUGAAAAGGAUGAACCCCAACAGUCCUUCCAUCACCUAUGACAUCAGCCAGCUGUUUGACUUUGUGGAUGACCUGGCAGAUCUAAGCUGUCUUGUCUAUCGCGCAGACACCCAGACCUACCAGCCCUACAACAAAGACUGGAUCAAGGAGAAGAUUUAUGUCCUCCUGAGGCGCCAGGCGCAGCAGGCUGCGAAGUAAGGGCUCAGGAGAAGUGAUUGACUCUCUGUGCGUGCGUGUGUGUGUGUGUGUGUGUGUGUGUGUGUCUGUGUGCUGCGUGAGGACGGACUGACGGACGGAGUUGCUAGGGUACUGGAGAGAAGAGUGUAAAAAAAGAACACACCUGCCUGUGUGUCUUCCUUGUAAGUUCUUCAUCUCCUCCACACUUUGUUUUUCUUGGUUGUACGUUUCCUCUAAUAUAUCAUUGGUGGCCACUGCCCUAGUAGAUGCUGACUUUGGACGAGAUCAAGUAGUGAUAUGUAGGGCCUGUGUUAGAUUGCAGCCAGACUCCUUACCAGUGUCAGCCUUUUUAGGGGACCGCUACCUUCUGUAUGUCCUAUUACUUUUGAUUUAACGUAAUUUGAUGUGGCAUUACAUCCCUUGUGGAUUCUUCAAACACCUACCUGUCUCGUAUCUGGCUAUCUGCUUGGCUGAAGUCCAUGAAUCGGUUCCACUGGCAUGGCCGCCAAGGUUUCGCUCAGCUACUUCUGCACUCCUCUCUCAGGUUUUAGCUCUGUCUGUAUCCGUGACGAUGCGACAGAUAGUCAGAUAGCUGACAAUGUCGGUGUAGCAGAAUUGCUCCAAAGUGUGAAGGAAGUUUGAUGCACUGAAGGGAAGACACCUCGACAGCGAGAAAUCUCUGUGCUAUUGACAGUUUCACUUUGCAAGGGUUAGAACAUGGAACUAGUGAGAUGGGGAGUCAAAUUGUCAAUUUCUUUUCACGAGGCAACAUUUAUAUCUCAAAAUAUCAUGAAACGGGGGAGGGACGUGUCAAAGAAUCACUGCCACCAAACUUUGUUCCAGACUGUGUUUUAUGUCUCUUCCACGCUUUGUUGGAUUCUGUUCUGUCUUUAUAUAUUUCAUAGUAGUGUGAAGUGCAGCAAUGAUGUUUUUUUCUACUGGAAAAGGAUGAAUGUAGCUAAUGCAUGCCUGUUUGUUAUUGUUGUUUCUGUUGGAGAUGAGAGGGUUUUUUAACACAAUUACUAUCGACAUGAUUGACACAUUUUAUUGGUAGUUUUUUGUUUUAGUUGUCUUCUUUUUUUAAAUAUAUAUAAAGUGAUCUUCAACGUGUUAUUUGGCCAUUGGAAAAACAAACAAUCUGAGUGUUACAGCCACAUUUGUUGAAAGACGUAUGUUUUUCGUUUUUUUCUUCUGCAUGUGUGUGCUGUAGGUUAUGUGAGUUGUCAGAAAAGAACCAAGUUUUGUUAAAUAUUGAGUUUUAGACCAUUGGCUGUCUUUCUAAACCGGAAUGUUUAUUCCUCUUGGUCAUCCCAAGACACAGUGGAUGAUUCCAUUUCCUCUGUUCUGUGCUGUAGUCGCUUUGAGAUUGCGGUGAAAUACAAAACCAUAAAGGACUCAGUAACACUCAUCCUAGUGUGUGUUUAACUGCUGGAUCUAAGAUGUGAAAAUAUCUUUUUUAUUUAAAUAAUGAUUUUAUGGUAUUUUGGUUCUUUUUAUCUUGUUUAUCCACAUUGUAUGAAGGGGUGGAAAUUAGCUUUUUUAUAUAUAUAUAAAGCAGUGUGUUUUGUAUAUUACCUUGAAUAUUUGCCUUCAAACCAGUUUGAUUUGUUGUGAAACGAUUAAAUAAAAAUAAAGUUCUCUUGUCAAAA